AUGAACUUGUUUGAGGUCGUAGUUCUGAACGCCUUCUACUUGCCAAUGUUCGUACUGAACAUCCGACUCUACUAUAUUUUGCGGACGCGAUGGCAGACCUUCAAUUCGAGCUUUUACAGGAUUGUUUGCAUCAACGUCUUCAUUGUGAGUGUGCUUUGCAGUGACAAGAUUUUGGCGAAAUUCCAAGCUGUCGCUGACCAGAAACUGACGAGUUUUUUCGAACGGAAAUUGCCCAAACUACCCCCCUUCCCCGUUCUUUUUAUUUUUUUUUUUGGUUUAUCAGUUUGUCGGGAAAAUAAUGAACACAACGUUACUGCGAAAAUGGUGUCGUUGAAUUAAAAAGCAAUUGAUUUUGCCGCGACACAAUCAAUUUUCUCAACGGCGAUGCGAUUUUCGACGCAACAUUGCGCUUAUUAUUUUCCAGACACACUUUUUUGAACAGAAUUUUUGAAAAUCUUAGCUGGCACUUUGCAGCCAAUGGUUCACAAAGCGUUGUCAGCGACAGAGUGUGCUAAAUUCUGACAAGAAUUCCGGGCGGAAAAUUGAGAUAUAUCCAAGACUAAUACAGUGGGGGACCCGAUCCAGUGGCAAAACCGUACCAUUUUGCAUCCAGUAAGUAUCAAAAAUGUGGCAAAAUGCUUCCCUCUUCAAGUGAAAAAACUUCAUUUGAAGUUUUUUCCCCUUUCAUUCCCAAAAAGAGUGGUUUUGAAAUCGGACUUUUUUCACUUGGAGAGGGAGGUAUUUUGCCACAUUUUUUGAUAACUCCUAGGAGCAAAAUGGUACGGUUUUUUGCCAGUGGACCAGGUCUCCCACUGUAGCUUCCGAUUUCCAGAAACGAUUGAGAUUUUUGGGUAGAAAAUUGGAAAAAAUGGUGACGCUUUUUUGCGAAUUUUGGCUUCAAAAGUUUCAUGCCCAUUUCUACCGUAAAACGUAAUGCCUCCGUAAAAAAUCAACUUUCCACGCGAAACUGGCAGAGAUAUAGCCAAAAAAAAACGUUUUCCCCUCUGACACUGCUCAAAAAUUCUGCUGUUGCUCUUUCCGCAAGAGUAGAAUCUCUCCUAAAGAAUGCCAAUUUGUAAGCAUUUUCAGGACCUCCUCAACUUCCUCACCAUUCAAUACACUUGGUAUUUGCCGAACAUUGAGCCGGCUUACGACCUUUUCCUCUAUCGCUUCGAAACCUUCAGCUAUUGGAAUACGGGUGUGUUCUUCGCCAACUACUUUCUGUUGUAUGCGAGUCAACUGGGCAUCCUCAUUUUGGCGUUGAAUCGACUGACAAGUUUCCUGUUUAAAUUCAGUUACAAUCAGGUGAGUUUAGUCUUGCAAGGAUUAAAAACUGUCUUAAAAAAAUAUAUUUUUUUCAGUUUUAUUGGGAUCUGUCGGGAAAAUAAUGAGCGCGAGCUGCGCCGAUUGCGUCGCUGAAGUGAAAAAUUUUUUUUUGCGACACAAUUCAUUUUCUUGACGGCGAUGCGGUUUUCUGGAUGCGACAGAGGCUCAUUAUUUUCCCGACAGACAGAUAAUCUGUUCGCAAAGUCGCUGGAGUGAUUUCGGCGACAUGCGCUUGCACAGUUCAUGUCGCCAAAAUCACUUCAGCGACUUUGCGAAUUAGUAAUCGACCUAAACCUUUAGCUAUGGGAAAGAUACAUUCGCUACGUGCUUGCGGCUUAUAUCAUCAUCCCUUUUAUGUGUACGUCCCACUUAUUGUUGAAUAGAACUUCCAUAAUCCAGCAGGAAACGAUUUACGGAACUUAUCGCACUUUCCAGUACGAGCUCAAAUAUGCCUUCGGAGUAAGUUCAAUGUACUAUAUAUAAAUAAAAAAAUUGAGAGCAACAGUGCUGAAAAUGCGACGCUCAAUUUUGAUGGAACUUAGCACGAUUUUUUUAAGACGUAUGCGAGGAGGCCGCUAGUUUGCGCUAUUGGAUAAAAAAAUCACGGAAAUAACCGAGAUUUUUAGAUUGAAAGUCAGCUCAAAUGUGAUUUUUUUACGAAUUUUGGCAUAAAAAAUGUCAUGGCUAUUUCUACCAUAGAGGUAUAUAAUUUUUCCAAAAAAAUCGGUUUUUUCCGCCCCAAACUAGCGAAGUUCAAUUCAAUUAAAUUUAUUUCCGCUGAUCAUCUAUCAAAAGUAGAGAAACGGGCCAUGAUUCGGGGCCAAGAUGGGGAUGUCACGUCGGUUCUCCAGUGCGCCAAUCCUCACUAAGGUCCUGGCACGGGUUGAGCUUCUGCCAUCCUCCGGAGGGGUUGUAUAACUAGCGAAGUUAUGAUGAAAAAGUGGUCGCGUUUACUAUUAGACGUAUUUUUCGGAGUGUCCCAGCUCGCGCUAUGCAGAAACAACCGAAAUUCUAAGUCGAAAAAAUAAGUAAAAAAUUUGAUAUCCUUUCACGAUGAAAAAUUUCAGCCUUAUUUCAACGAGAUUUUUCCUUGCCGCCCUCCAAAUUUUGCUUACUCUCUCGGUUGCAAAGGCUGUUGAAGAUCUCGCCCACGCCUGCCAAGUCUAAACUAAAACUUUCAAGAAUUUUCCAAGAAUUUUGAAGUAAAUUUUAAAAGUAAAUUUGUGACCGGAGAACUCUAAUAUUUGCUUUACCAUCCAAAUUUUCAGAUCAAUCUUGCCGUUCGGUCCUUUAUCUAUUGUGCGAUUACAAUGGGUAUCUCGUUGGCCUUGAAUAUCGGGAACAUUUGCCUUAUCUUCUACUACAGAGCGCAGCUAAAGCUCUCGCAGGAUGGGAGAUUCAAAUUCGCAAUGUUUUCGAUCAUCAUGUUUAGCGCUCAUUUUUGCCUGGUGGUGAAUACGGUAGGUGCAAAGAAUGACAAAAAUGCGAAAAAAUUUUUCUCUUUUUUGACUCCACAGGGCUUUGUGGAGCAAAAUCUGACUUUUUACGCAAUUUUCAGGCCAUUUACCAACACGGCGUGGCCACAGAAAACGUUCCACUCCGCUGGUUCAUGGUGAUCCACAUGAUUCCGGCUUCUAUGGCGUUUUCCUGCCUAAUGCCCGGGACAUUACUGGUGCUAACUUCUUCAUUUGUCCGAACACAUGUCAUUGGCAACACGCGGCACUCGCAAUCCGCACAUUCUGGAGCAGUGGUUACUGUAGUUUUGCCGGUUCGAAGAUAUACGGCUCCGCCAAAUGCGAAGUUCUCAAUUGUUCAAAAAUAACUUAAAUAUAUAAAUAUAUUUGCAAAUUUGUCUGUUUCUUUCAAAAUCGGCAAGUUUUAGUGAAAUUAAAGACUUCACGAGGCUCUUAAUAUAGUCCCACCACGAAAAAGUGCAAUGCCAAUUUGCUUUGGCAUUCCGCAUCAACUGGAAAGAACAAAGCGGCAGCUGCGCGAAUUGGUUUUUUCUUGUCUUUUCUGUCGUGUUGAUUCCAAUUUUCUCUGUUGUAGAAGUGCUAUAUGUAAAUUUUGGUUGAAAUAUUAGUUUAGAUACGACUUUCUUUUUCAGGCAAGUAUAAUGUCGGCCGAGGAGGACAUUUUGAGCGGUGCAGAAGGAGUGAACGUUAGUGAGCUGGAUGAAGAAGCUCUGCUCGGCGAGCACGACCUGGAAUUGUAAGUUUAGCCGUCAUUUAAUUUUUUUUUUUAUUUUAGGAGGGUAAAAAAAUAUUAUUGAUGGUGAAAAUAAUUUUGCUAGAAAAUUCGAGUGUGUUUAGCUAAAUUAUGUCCUCUGGUUUGUAAGCUGUCUUUACGACGAGUUUUGUUGCAGAAAAGACAAGUUCGAGGAUGGGGACGACCUUUACGAAGCGGCAAUGGAGCCCUCCAUGGACAAGGCCGAAGAGGACUUGCUGCUCAAAGAAGAACUUCCUUCAUCCCCGCUACCGGCUGAGAGCAAGGUUGAGGUGCCGAAAUCAACAAUUGAGCAGAAGGUUGCUCUUUCGAAGCCUCUCUCCACACCUUCUCAAUAUAAUUAUGGAUCGACUGUGAGAAGAUGGCAUGUUUACCUCGGUAACAUGACUUGGUGGACAACUGACGACGAUGUUAUUGUAUGUUUAGUUUCUUUUUUCUUGUGUCUUGGUGUUUAGGUGUUUUGCGACAUAAAAAAAAUAUUUUAAGGAUUGGGCCCGGUUUUGUCCACCCCGGUUUUGUCCCCAAGACGGUUUUGUCCCCAGGACGUUUUUGUCCCCACUUUUUUCGAGCCUUUUUGUCCCCAGACCGGUUUUGUCCCCAGGACGGUUUUGUCCCCAAGACGCUUUUGUCCCCACUUUUUUUAUUUUUUUGUCCCCACACCGGUUUUGUCCCCAGGACGUUUUUGUCCCCAAGCUGGAUAGUACGAUUAAAAAUUAUGCAUUCAGAUGUUAAUGCUUUUAGUUUGGUGCACAGUACUGAUCAAGCAACAUGUUCUUAGCACUUGGUACUGUAUAGUACAAGGUGGUACUAUAUAGCACGAGGUAAAAAUUAAGCCAUAACGCGUUAAUGCUGUUGGUUUGAAGCCCCGGACUUCUCAAAAAAAUGUCUUUUUAGCACUUGGUACUAUAUAGUACAAGGUGGUACUAUAUAGCACGAGGUAAAAAUUAAGCUAUAACGCGUGAAUGACGUUGUUUUGGUAUGCACUACUGACCAGACGUUCAUUUUGUGCAAAAACAAAUUCGUGCUAUAUAGUACGCUAAAACACAUUUUUGAGAAGUACUGGGCUUCAAACCCAUAGCAUUGACGUGUUAUGGCUUAAUUUUUACCUCGUGCUAUAUAGUACCACAUCGUACUAUACAGUACCAAGCGCUAAGAACAAGUUGUUUGAGCAGUACUGUGCACCAAACCAACAGCAUUAACAUCUGAAUGCAUAAUUUUUAAUCGUACUAUCCAGCUUGGGGACAAAAACGUCCCGGGGACAAAACCGGUGUGGGGACAAAAAAAUAAAAAAAGUGGGGACAAAAACGUCUUGGGGACAAAACCGUCCUGGGGACAAAACCGGUCUGGGGACAAAAAGGCUCGAAAAAAGUGGGGACAAAAACGUCCUGGGGACAAAACCGGGGUGGGGACAAAACCGUCCACCACGAUUUUAUUUUAAGAUCUGCUUUGACAGAUUUGGCAUCUCAAUUCCAUGAGCAAUAUAAAUUCCAAAUUUUUUUAGUCGACCCUUCAAGAUUAUGGUGUCACCGAUGUGAUUGAGGUCAAGUUCGGUGAGAAUCGGCAAAAUGGACAGAGUAGAGGAUAUGCCGACGUCGCUCUUCAAUCCGAAGCAUCCGUCAAAGUUAUAAUGGACCGAGUGCCGGGAAGACAGCUGAAUGGCCAACUUCUAACGGUCCUGCCGUACAAUAAACAGUCCUUGGCCAAACUAGAAGAGCCCGCGAAACGAGCGGAGGUUAGUUUGUCUAUUCAUGGAGUGGAUUUAAUACUUUUUUUUCGAAAGUUUUCUUCGAUACCUAAACCAAUAUUUGCAGGAGAAAAAGGACGAGAAAAACAAAAUUCCCGCAAUGCAGACUCGAAUCAUGCCGAUGAAUGGGAUGCAACCAACAUCUAUCCUGAAUUUCGGAGCACCUCCAGUCAUGAAUAUUCGCCAACAACCACCGAUUCAGCCGCUUGUCCAGCAACGAAUCAAUUUGGCCGCGCCGCCUCCACAAAUCCCGAAUAUGAUGGGCAACAUGAACAAUAUCAUGUCUCGGCCACCUCCUUCCUUCCCACAACAGAUGAUGCAGAUGCAACAGAGCAAUAUGAACACUGCCGCCACCAUGAAUAAUGUCUUGAAUAGAACUAGGCAGAGCUCCACCGGGCAGCAGAAUAUGAAUAUUCCGCCUGGUGCGCAUGUUAAUCCACAAGUUUAUCCAUACCUCUGUAAGUAUUUUGACAUUUUUUGUUGAAUUUUAGGCAAGAAAGAAGAGAUUUCUUCAGUGGAAAAUAUGAUGUCAUGUGUAAUAUAAAAAAUGUUGGAAGUAUCAAAAAUAAAGGCAAAUCUCUCCAAAUUUUGUAUUUUCAGCUCAAGGACAACAAAUGCCGCGCGAUAUGGGCGGUCACAAUCAAAUGUCUCCAGCGGAAUACAAGGAAAUUAUGGAUCGGAACAGAACCGUCUCUUCUUCGGCGAUUGCUCGCGCCAUGAGUGACACAGCAGCGGGAGACGUGGAUUCCGCGAUGGAUACGCUGAUGACAGCCAUGUCGUUGAUCAAACAGUCGAGAGUCUCGCAGGAUGAAGGUUGCAAAGCGCUUUUACAGACAUUACAAGUAAGGUUUUGAGUUUUUGCUUCGGUUUUUAGGUAGAUGAAGAAGACGUGAUGUUUUGAAGAGGAAAUGAUUAGAUUGGGAUUUGAAUUGGAAAUUAGAAGUUAGAUUGGGAUGUAUGGUUGAUAUUGCAAGCAGUUUUGGCCAAGUUUUUUUGAAGAUUUUGGACUAGGCACAAAUUUUCGAAAAUUUUGGGUUUAGAUGGUAUAACAAUAUAAAAAUGUGUUGUUUGAAGAGUUUAAUGGUGGUAGUUUCAGUUUUUUUGGUUUUUCAAGGUAGAAAAAUACUUGGUAGUCAGGAUUAAGAGUUAGAGAUCGGUUUUUUUCAUAGGAUAUUGUACUAGGUACUUUUUGAAAAAAUUUUUUGAUUUUUUGACGUUUUUGGUCGAAUUUUUUAAAAAAUUUAUUUCCUAACCCCUCUAAUUUUACCUCAGGAAGCCCUGAACGGCGUGGAGAAGCAGUCCUCGUCCCGCAAACGCCAUCACCGCUCGCCGGAACGCCGCUCCAAACAUCGCCGCCGUUCGCGCAGCCGAAGCCGCAGCCCUCGGCACUCGAGACGCUACUAA
Bursaphelenchus xylophilus (pine wood nematode) is the source of this 6700-nucleotide messenger RNA. NCBI's taxonomy places the organism in Eukaryota, Metazoa, Nematoda, Chromadorea, Rhabditida, Aphelenchoididae. The record is from the annotation of a GenBank genome assembly.